GAAAAACUGAAACAUGGUCGUAUGUUGAAAAUUUCAAUUUUUUAAAUUAAGAAAUUUGGCUGCAAAAUUCAUGCAGUGCAUAUUGUAAUGUAAGCAGAUAGCUACUCUUCCAAGAAUAUCUGGUAUCUUUUUAUUAUAUUUAAUUCCAAUCUGAAAAAGACUAAUUUGUAUUAUGCAUUGGUACUAUUAUCCAUAUCUUAUACUCUUAUUUUACAGUGUUUUUCAUAGUUAUGAUUGUUACUUGUUAAUUUUUGAAUGGUAUAUUUGCUAAGUCGUCAGCACAUAAGAUUUGCUUCCCCUAGAUAGAGGCUAAAGCAAGCUUCGCACAAUUAAUUUCUUGGUUGUGACUGGUCACAUUAAUCAUGUAAUUAACAUCUAAUUUAUCUGACUUUUUUCAUUUCUUUAGUUUAAUAAUUUCAUACUUUUCUGUUUUUCCAAUAUAUCAAACCAAACGUACCCUUCUUCAAAGUCAACUCCCUUGUAACGAGAAAAAUUAAAUUAAUUUAAUUGAACGAUGACAUUCUUUUGCAAAACAAAAGUUAUUAAACUGGCCUCGUGGUGUGGUGGUAUAAGAACUUCGGCUGAGAUGCCCGCCAUCACGAAUUCGAGCCCCGGCCACAGCGGAUUUAACAUCCCUUUCGUUGGGGCACUGGACUCCCUACGGGAUAGUUGGGAAUGUGGCUGCCCAGAUACCAGAGUUACCAAAAAAAAAUAAAAAAACAAAAGGUAUUUGUAAAAUACAAAAACAGACUUAUACAGGUUUAUACUUUCUGGCGAAAAUGAGUUAAUGAUUCCAUUGUCGGAAAAUCUAAUAUUCAGAAUAUCUAAAAUAAAAAAAUUAUUUACAGGCCUUACUAAUUCCAGUGACGACAAAAAUAAUAAACAUAACACCAACAGAAUAAACCUCCUAAAAAAAAGUCAACUCCUUUCAUCAUCUUCACGAUUUUGUUCCCACAUGAUAAAUACCCAAAGAAGCUAUUCCUAGUAACGUCUCCACAACAUUUUCCUCUCGACUCUCCAAGAUGCGAAACGACGCGUUUUGUCUCCACUAAAACGGUGUCGUUAGUAGCUGCGUAGUCCCCAAGUUAACCCUCUUGCUUCGUCUACAAAUGGGAAACGGAGCCAGUGGCUGUUGCGUGGCCGGAGACACUUCCACGCGAUGCGGUGUCGAACGCUUUCACGACAACCUCGGCCACUCUUUCAGCUAUGUCCGGCCAGUCCUCGACGGAUCAAGACCUUCUUUCACGCAGGAACCGUCUCUCCAACCCGACCCGAUCCCCGGAACCACGACCACUUUCCGUUCAAUCUCCGGCGCGUCCGUUAGCGCCAAUAAUUCAACGUCUCUCUCUGACUCUCUCUCAACGGACGUGUCGUUAAAGGCCUCCGGGUUUGAGAGCUCUAAUAAGUUCGCUUCAUUUCCCCUCAAGCCCGUGCCGCGUGGUCCGACGAAGAAGCAGAGUCACGUGUCCGGUCCGUUCGAGCGACGGUUUUUAUCCGGUCCGAUCGAAACCGGUUUGGUUAAGAAGAAAAAGAAGACCAAAUCAUUUUCUAAACCUAAACCGAACAAGAGACUUGCCACAUUCAAAACCAUUUUCACAAACUUGAUAUCUAACAAUCAAUCUCGCUCGAAGAAGAGCUUGAUCGAGCCAAUCAACAGUUUCAAUUCAUCAACUUCGGAUCAUCAUAGACCUGAGAUCAAUAACUCAAGUACAAGCACGACUCUGAGCAGCCAAGAGAGCCCUAGAACCAAAGAAGGAGAAGACUCUGAAGAAGAAGAUGAUGAAGAAGAAGAGGGGAAGAGUGAGUCUUCUCUAGAGGAGCCAAAGAUUCAAUGGGCGGAGGGUAAAGCAGGGGAAGACAGAGUACACGUCAUCCUCUCUGAAGAAAACGGUUGGCUUUUCGUGGGAAUUUACGACGGAUUCAACGGUCCAGAUCCACCGGAUUAUCUACUCAACAAUCUCUACACCGCCGUGCUCAAAGAGCUCAAAGGGUUGCUAUGGGACGACGAAGACAACUCCGAUGAUAUCGCAUCAUGUAGCGAAGACGGUCAGUCCCAGUCCCAGAUCAAGAAACAGAGUACACUGGAAGGAGGCACUGUUGCUUGUGACACAAGAAAAAUAGUUUCUUGUGACUCAAGAAACAUUAUUGAGGAUGUGAAGAAGCUGCAAUGGAGAUACGCUUCGAAACAGAAUUGUACAGAAUCUGACUCGGAGAUGAUUAACCACAAAGACGUGCUGAAAGCACUUGAACAAGCGUUGAUGAAAACAGAGGAAGCGUUUGAUCAAACGGUUGAUGAGAAUCCAGUACUAGCCUUGAUGGGAUCCUGCGUUCUCGUGACGUUAAUGAAAGGUGAAGACGUUUACGUGAUGAGCGUCGGAGAUAGCCGAGCGGUUUUGGCUCAAAGAUCUUAUCUCGGGCGUAAGAAGAUGCCAAAUGAUCUUCAGAGAAUCAAGGAAGAGAGUCCGCUAAAGACUUGUUUGGUCAGAGAAAAAAGAGUUAGUCUUCUGGUUCCUGUUCAGCUCAAUAUGGAACACAGCACAAACGUUCAAGAGGAAGUGAGAAGAAUCAGGAAUGAACAUUCUGAUGAUCCAUUGGCGAUAGAGAGUGGUAGAGUGAAAGGUUAUCUCAAGGUCACUCGUGCAUUUGGCGCUGGAUUUCUCAAACAACCGAAAUGGAACAAGGCGGUUCUAGAGAUGUUCAGAAUAAACUACGUUGGAUCAUCGCCGUACAUCACGUGCUCUCCGUCGCUUCACCACCACAGACUCACGCCGCAUGAUAAGUUCCUUAUCCUCUCAUCUGAUGGAUUGUACGAAUACUUCUCGAGUGAGGAAGUCAUCUUCGAGGUCGAGUCUUUCAUCUCAGCCUUCCCUGAAGGCGAUCCUGCUCAGCAUCUCAUCCAAGAAGUCCUCCUUCGAGCUGCCAAAAAAUAUGGUAUGGACUUCCACGAAUUGUUGGAGAUACCCCAAGGGGAUCGUCGCAGGUACCAUGACGAUGUUUCUGUCAUUGUGAUUUCACUCGAAGGAAGAAUUUGGAAAUCUUCCAUGUGAAUAAAAAACCGUGUGUGAUCCACAUAGUUUUUGUUAUGUAUCUAUUUCUCGCAUACUCAAUAUGCUGUGUUUUUCAUAACCAAAAUUUUAGUUUAGUAAAUAUGAUAUAUAAUGCAAGAAGAGAAUGACCAUUUUAGUUUGGCAUAAUAUAUAGUUAGACGGUAUGUAUCUUCUUGUAUUGGUCAGUUAACUAUAUCUGGUAAGGAGAAACAACAUCCCCCUGCUUUCAAUAUGCCA
This is a messenger RNA of Brassica napus (rape), 3284 nucleotides long. RefSeq names its product probable protein phosphatase 2C 36. The record is from RefSeq and is a predicted model, not a curated record. Gene Ontology annotation, biological process: protein dephosphorylation. The coding region runs from base 1110 to 3047 and encodes 645 amino acids. Gene Ontology annotation, molecular function: protein serine/threonine phosphatase activity. The transcript has 4 exons. NCBI's taxonomy places the organism in Eukaryota, Viridiplantae, Streptophyta, Magnoliopsida, Brassicales, Brassicaceae.